Corythoichthys intestinalis (scribbled pipefish) is the source of this 3328-nucleotide messenger RNA. RefSeq names its product transmembrane protein 168a (gene tmem168a). NCBI's taxonomy places the organism in Eukaryota, Metazoa, Chordata, Actinopteri, Syngnathiformes, Syngnathidae. The record is from RefSeq and is a predicted model, not a curated record. The transcript has 6 exons. The coding region runs from base 203 to 2278 and encodes 691 amino acids.
AAUAUACCUUCUUAACGACUAAAUUGAACAUUUUCUUUUACUUUUAGCCAACUGUAAAGCGACUUUUAGCAUUUUUGACCCUCGCGAAUUGCUAUACUUUUGAAUCAGGAAGUACAACAGCGUUUAUUCGCUCCACAACAACAUGGGGUGAUUCCGUAUUUUUUCGACAGUUUUGCAAGAAAUUCAGCCGCAUUUUUCAGCUAUGGCUCCUGACGAAGAAGAGUUGACAGUUGGGAAACCCAAGGAAGUGGACAUGAUCACAUCAAUCCGUUGCCUUGGUUACCUGUCGAGCCUUAAUCUCCUGGUGGCUGUAUGCGUCGGAAUGUAUGUCCGAUGGGAGGUGACGAGCGAACCGAUGAUCCUUGUCAUCUUCAUCCUGGGUCUUUUCGUCCUGGGAAUCGCGAGCAUCCUUCACUACUACUUUGGGAUGGAGCAAGUCAGCUUGAGCCUGUUCCAUUUGUGGUUUGGCUUCCUGCUCGGGCUCCUGUGCUUCCUCAACAGUCCUGCUUUGGAUUCCAAUGUCAAGGAAGUGGUUGCCAACUAUCUCCUGUUGGCUAGUGUGGUCAUGAAAGCAGUAUGGGCUGUGACUGAGCGUAUAUGCCAGUCCAUUCGCUAUAAAGCCUGUUUGCUGAAGUCCACAGAGUUCCUGGAACUGCUCGGGUUUGCUAUCGCUAGCACCACUAUGCUGCUGAACAAGUCAGUCGCCAUUGUUGGACUCAUGGUGGCUCUGGGCGCGCUUGUCGUGGACUUGAGGAUGAAGUCACUAUUCGCUUUGCCCAACCUGGUCAGCUUUGCGCUUGUGACCUCCCUGGUGUUUUUUCAAGCCUUGGGCAUCGCCGCCAACCCCUUCGCCUUAGGGUGCUACCUCGGCAGGCUGUUGAGCGAGCCGGUUUUGGACGUGUACUUCAGCCCACUUGGCGCCACCGACCGCUGGACACCUGUGCUCACUUUGAGCAAUAUGUGGAGGCGGUUGUCCCUCCCGCCGUUGAGCCUUCUGGAGCUGACCUUCAUUGUCCUGGCGGCUUUUAAGCUCAGCCACUUGGAUCUUUGGUAUUUGGUGAUCCCAGGCUUUUGCCUCUUCGGCCUCUUCUGGUCCAUCUGUCACGUCAUUCUUCUCAUCACAAUAUGGGGCUUCCAUACCAAGCUGAGCGAGUGCCAGAAGGCCUGGCGGGCACAGCGCUCUAGCAGCCGCAGCCUAGAUCAGGUCAUGGCCUCCAGGGGAAUCCGACACUUUUGCCUCAUUUCCGAGCGCCUGGUGUUCUUCAGUUUGCUCUCCACAGUCAUAUUGGGUGCUGUAUCCUGGCAGCCGGCCAACGGUCUCUUCCUAAGCGCUCUGCUGAUUGUGCUGCCUUUGGAGUCGUUGGCGCACGGGCUGUUCCACGAACUGGGCAGCUGUCUUGGAGGCACCUGCGUCGGAUACGCUUUGGUCAUCCCCACGACAUUCUGCUGCGCUGAUGGCCAGGCCACCCUGCUGCCCCCGGAGCAGGCCCAGCAGUUGAACCUUCGCUCCACGAGCAUGCUGAACAACGUGCAGCGUCUCUUCUCGCACCACAUGAUCCAAACCUUCGGUUGCGACUACUCGGCUAGCGGCGUUACAUUAGAGACGUUGCACGCGAAGCUGCGCAACUUCCUGGAACUGCGGACAGUGGACGGCCCGCGCCAUGACACUUACCUAAUCUUCUACAGCGGACACACGGACAAGGGAAGCGGAGCCUGGGCUCUAGCAGGAGGUGAGAGUCUUCAUCUGGCCCAGCUUUUGGAGUUAUGGAAGGAGAAGAACGCAGGCCACUGCUCGCGUCUCAUCCUGGUCCUGGACACCGAAAACUCCCUACAAUGGGUCAAAGAGGUACGUAGGAUAGACGGGGUCUACAUAGCCGUGCAAACAACCGACCUAUCCGUCGUCGCACCCGACCCGGAAAUGGGCGAAUCGCCCGCACUCGGAGACUUCACUUCCGAAUGGGUUGAGUUCAACUGCAACCCGAACAGCGACACUCAGUGGUCAGACAAGGGACGCGGCAUGGCGGCGGUCUACGGCGUGUCCAAACGCUGGAGCGACUACACACUUCACCUUCCGACGGGUAGCGACGUGGCCAAGCAUUGGAAGACCCAUUUUCCCAAGGCGACGUAUCCCAUGGUGCACUUGUCCAACUGGUGCUGCGGCCUCAACCUGUUUUGGUUUUGCAGCGUGUGUUUGCGCUGCUUUCAGAGGUGCAAACUUGCUUGGUUCCCGCCAGCUGUUUUGGACACUGGGUUAGGUCUUAAAUUGGUGAAGUCGUAGAUGCGUUGAUCAUUUUUUCGCCAAAUCAUUUUGCUCGCAGUGCCUUACCAAAGUAUUUCGCCUUUUCCAGUUGAAUUCGAUCCUACAUUAUACAGUACGUUUCUAUAUUAGUUUUGCCUUUCAAACUACAGCCUCAUUUAUGCAAAUUUAUGGUGAUAGGCGUGGCCUCUAAUGCACAAAAUGACGCGUGCUUUGAAAUAGGUAAUGUAACCACUUAGCGUAGUCCGCGCUCUGUGCUGUGCAAGAGGUCCUUUGCUGUCACUUUCAAUCCAAAACGCUGAGAUGUUCAUUUUCUUGUCGUCAUUGUGACUUUGAAGAAUGGAAAAACGCAGGAAGUGAGACAAGAUUGAUAGUAAGUGAAAUUGAAAGUUUUUUUUUAGAACCGUAUUUUUCCGACAAUAAGUCGCACCUGAGUAUAAGUCGCAGGCCAUGCCGAACUGAAGAAAAGUGCGACUUAUAGUCGAGAAAAUACCUUUUAACGCUAAUUCUAAUAAUAAUUAAAGUUUAAAAUACUUGUAAGUGUAAUAUGAUCAAUGGACUUUCAGUUCUUUCUAUUCUGCUGCUUUAAUUAACCCAAAUGUUGGUGUAAAUAAUGUAUAUAAUGUUGAUUUUUGCUGCCUUGAUUUCACCACGAUGUGUACUUCUUCAACGGUUUGUGUCUUCCAUAAUACAAAUCACCUCAUCUUUUUCACUGAAGUUAUGCCAGAACAAAACUCAAUAAAGUUACGUUCACGUUCAUAUUGAUUGUGGUUCCAAUUUGGAGUUUCAUGCAUACAUUGUCUGUAUUUGUGAGACGUAAACUCAGCUUGUAUUUCUUUAAAAACAUGUUUGUUUAUUCGAAAGGGAAAAAAUGGUAAAUAUUCUCUGACUUCUGUAGUACUUGAUGAAAGAACAAUUUCAAUUGAGCAAGAAACAUGAAGUCAAUGCACAUAAUUUACAGUGCUGGCCAAAAGUAUUGGCACGCCUGCAAUUCUGUUGGAUAAUGCUUAAUUUCUUCCAGAAAAUGAUUGCAAUUACAAGUGAUUCAGUAGUAAUAUAUUCAUUCAUUUU